Molecule: messenger RNA, 699 nt
Organism: Durusdinium trenchii
Lineage: Eukaryota; Dinophyceae; Suessiales; Symbiodiniaceae
Source: the annotation of a GenBank genome assembly
AUGUUGCACUUGUCGAAGCUGGCCUCGGGCUCCGGCGACAGCGCAGCACAGGUUGCAUUCGCGCAAUCAGAUGAGACAGUUCUGAGGGCAGCUUUGACAGAGGAGCUGGGCCUCGAUGUGCCACUCAGUCGAGAUUCUCAGGGCAACUUUCGCGUGGAUUUGAGCGGCUUUGAGGGAGGAGAGAGUACGACAGUGCGCAAAGCAUUGGAGCGUUCCUUCGAAGUCGUAGAGGUGCCGGUGGCCAGCAGUGGUGCAAAGGUGGCCUCGCAGACUUGCGGUGUUCAUGAAGGCAUGCUGGUCUUGAAGACGCCGCGUUGGUUCGCCAGUCGCGCAGCGGCACGGUCGUAUCUACAAAGCUAUGUGCCUGCUGGUGCUAAAUUGCAGUUAGUGGUGCCACUUCGUGAUGGCAUCCGCUUUGACGUGCGCUGCACCGCAGAAGAGUGGAAAGCGUUUACAGCGGAGGUGAGCGUGGUGGGGGCUCUACGUUCGGUGGAAGCAGGAGAGAAAGAGCGUGAGGUUGCGGUGCCACUUCGACCUCGAGAAGCGGAAGCAGUGCAAGGCGACAUGAGGUGCGAUGAGGAGUGUCUAUGCAUGGUGGUCUGGAUGUCCAGCCAGCUGUUGGAUCGGUGCGGGCGCAGGCGCGCCGUCGGGUUGGGGUGCGGUAGGUCUGCGGAGGAGCUGAUGCGCAUGGAAGAGUAG